AUGGUCUACUGCGGCAAAGCCUCUCAGGGCUGUCAAAACUGCCGAACCCGUCGCAUUAAGUGCGAUAAAGUGAAACCCGAAUGUUCACAAUGCAUCCGCGUGGGCAAGAAAUGCCCCGGGUAUCGAGACCAACUUUCGCUCAUGUUCCGCGAUGAAAGCACCAAGGUCAUCAAAAAAGCACACGCUCAGUGGGGAGUUACCGAUGGUGCUGAGAAUGGUGCUGAGCGCGCAUCGGCCUCGACAGCUCCGUCACCGCCUGCUUCUUCGCCCUCUUACAGCCGGAAGGGCUCGCCGAACAGCAAGAGGUCUGCAUCAAGAUCAGGAGCCGCGAACGUACCUUCACCAGCCUCGAGCUCGGCAUCCUUUUCCGCCUCGCCUUCGUCAACGUACCGUUCUGCGGGCUCUUCAUCACCACCAACGCUCCCGGCUGUCAAGGAAGAACACAACCGCGAGUCCAGCCCUCCGACACUCCAGAUAGGAUCUACCCUCGAGGAACAGGGCGUGCAGUUCUACGUCAACAGGUAUUUGAUAGGGCAUCCUGAUGAACCCAAAAACGGCCAAGACUUGAACACAGAGGGUUGGAUAUGGCAUCCAGCAGUACAGGACGUCAUGUGCGCCGUAGGCCUUGCUGGUCUGCACAACCUGACUGGCAAUGCCAAAAUGAUGUCGACUGCGCGAGAGAAGUAUGGUUCAGCACUACGACAUACCGGGAAGCUGAUCCGGCCUCCCCAUACACCGAGCAUAGAUGUGACAAUGAGGGCCGUGGUGGCCCUCGCCAUGUUUGAGGUUGUGAAAGGGACCCAUCAUUCCACAAGCACCGUCCAUGCCCAUGUUAUGGGCGGAGCUGCGCUGAUGAGAAGCUGGUGCCCUAUGCCCAGUGCACCUUUUGCAGGCUUCAGGGCCUUAUUGCAGCUGUGCUACUCAAUGUUCAUACCUCUACACGUUGCUGGCAUGCCCAUGCCACCGGACUUUUACGACUGGGUUUCUUAUGGUUCGCAACUCCAGCUGCCCAUAGACCGACCGUCGACCGACCUAGCGGUUCUGAUCGCUCGAUUUGUCGAAACCUCGUCAAUUAUUCACAACCAUGUCAUCAGCGACGGAAAACCAAAGACGGCCAGCGUUAUUCAGCAGCUUCUGGAUCUUGAUCAAGAUUUGGCCUCGUGGGAGAAUGGACUGGAAGGAGAUUGGAUUUACCGCACCAUUCACGCCACCCAUCUCCCUCCUAAGGCAGUGUUCCAGUGCGAAUACCACAAAUACCACGACGUCUGGACUGCUCGAAUCUGGAAUUACUACCGAUGGUGCCGGAUUCUGGUCAACCAGAAUUUGCUGGAUCUGACCAAUAAGAAUCCUGUGUCCAGUUUGUCGCUGGUAUCAGCGGCUGCGCGGGACGAGUUUCUGAACGUGAUCCGACAUUUGGCGAGGGAUAUACUUAUUAGUGCACCAACACAUUGGCGACACCCGGCCCUAGACGGACCGGCUCAGAUAACAGUGGAAAGUCCCGGCGGAGGAGGAGCUGGAUCAGCAGGACUACCGGCAUUGCUAUUCCACCUCAAAGUGGCGGGUUGCGCUCCUGGAGUGCCCAAAGACUACUGGGAAUGGGCGUUGGGGAUCAUCCAAACAAUUUGGGGCGACAUGGGAAUGUUGCACGCACGAUCGAUGAUGGAAGCCAUGCGAGCGCAUGAAGACACGGUGCUGAGAACUGGUGCAGCUGGGAUAUUGGCAGAUGAUUGGUAG
Messenger RNA from Colletotrichum abscissum, 1734 nucleotides. RefSeq lists its product as uncharacterized. Lineage: Eukaryota; Fungi; Ascomycota; Sordariomycetes; Glomerellales; Glomerellaceae. Gene Ontology annotation, biological process: regulation of DNA-templated transcription. Gene Ontology annotation, molecular function: DNA-binding transcription factor activity, RNA polymerase II-specific; zinc ion binding. The transcript is spliced from 4 exons. Bases 1 to 1734 code for a protein of 577 amino acids. The record is from RefSeq and is a predicted model, not a curated record.